This is a messenger RNA of Fundulus heteroclitus (mummichog), 2995 nucleotides long. RefSeq names its product TRIO and F-actin binding protein b (gene triobpb). Bases 402 to 2036 code for a protein of 544 amino acids. The transcript has 12 exons. Gene Ontology annotation, molecular function: actin filament binding. Gene Ontology annotation, cellular component: actin cytoskeleton. Gene Ontology annotation, biological process: actin filament organization; positive regulation of substrate adhesion-dependent cell spreading. Lineage: Eukaryota; Metazoa; Chordata; Actinopteri; Cyprinodontiformes; Fundulidae. The record is from RefSeq and is a predicted model, not a curated record.
CCCAGGAAGUGGCAGACAGGGCAGAGACAGAGAGCAGCGAGUAACGACGCGCUGAGCGGAGGCAGAAGCUCUCCCCCGCGUAUCAGAAAGUUUAGAAAUGGUUACACUUCACCCGGAGUUUUUCAGCCACGUUUAGCGGGAAGGACUCCAGCCUUUUUUUUUUUCCUUCUUCUUCCUCUGGGAAGUACGGCCAGUGUGGCUCCGGGGAGGUUGCGGCUCUUUUUGGUGGGGUUAAAAAUGUGGAUGAAUGGCGGGGUUUUAUCUGGAUUUGCGUGACGUGCGCGAGACAGUAAGGUGCUUUCUGCACGAGCGCUUUAGCUGAGGCGAGAAAGAAAAAGUUGUUCUUGCGAGGAUUCAAACAUACUUCUCUCUUUAUUUUCGCCUUCCUGGAUCCUGUUAUCAUGACGCCUGACCUCUUGAACUUCAAAAAGGGAUGGAUGUCGAAGCUGGACGACUGUGGAGAGUGGAAGAAGCACUGGUUUGUUUUGACAGAUGCUGGACUCAAAUAUUACAGAGACUCCACUGCAGAGGAGAAAGAUGACUUGGAUGGAGAGAUUGACCUGAAAUCGUGUCUGAAGGUGUCCGAGUUCAACGUGGAGAAGAACUACGGGUUUCAGAUACAGACGCGGGAAGCUGUUUUCACACUGUCGGCCAUGACAGCUGGGAUCAGGCGAAACUGGAUAGAGGUUUUGAAGAAGUGUAUCCAGCCCAGCAGCUCUCCGGACCUCACACAAUUGCCUGACAACAACAGCGACAAGGAGAACUCCCACAAACGUUUCCCGACGUCUUCCCGUCGGCCGUCGUCGCGCCACGUCGAAUCCCAGCCGGACGCGCCGAGCUCGGCCCAUCCCGCCGAACGAAAAUGCGACUACGUAGAACUCUCUCCUGUUACCGCCUCCUCUGGGCCGCUCCCAUCCAGUCAGAGAGAAGCAGGAGAGGGGCAGGGGCGAGAGCACAGCCAGUGGCAGGAGGACAGGAGCACGAGCAGCCAAUGGGAGGCCGUUCUGUCCCGGAAGGGCUCGGGCGUGGGAUCCAACCAGAGGCUACACCUGGAGGACGAAAUUGAGAAGAAGUGGUCCGAGUUUGAGCGAAUGCCGUUAAAGGACAUGAGCUCCUUUUCGUCGACGGGCUCGCGGACCUCUGGCACGUCAGCCAACGAGGCGCUGCAGAGGGAGGUGGCGUCACUGAGGCAGCAGCUGGACAAACUACAGCAGGGGGGAGGAGGGGGAAGGGGAGGAAGUGUGCGCGGUAACUGCGGCCCCGAGGCGCCCUGCAGCCGCAGCCUGGCGGCCAUGGAGCGCGCUCACAGACACGCGCUGGAAGAGCUGCAGAGGCAACACGACCGGCAGAUGAGGGAGCUGGAGACGGAGAAGGACCGGCUGCUGCUGGAGGAGACUCAGGACACGGCACGAGUGAUGGAAGCUUUGAAGAAGAAACACAAAGAGGAGCUGGAGAGAGAGGUGGAGAAGGUCAAGAGGCUGAGCAGCGGAAAGUUAGACCCUCGGACUCUGCAAGCCCAGCAACAGGCUGAAACUCAGGCCUUGCAGAGAGAGCUGGCCGGUCUGUCUGAGCGCUACUCUGAGAAGUGCCUGGAGCUGAACCGGGCUGAGCAGAGGAACGCCGAGAGAGAACGGGAAGUCAGCCACAAAGAGAGAGACAUGGAGCAGCUGAAGAAGGACAACGCGGAACUAAAGACCCGCUUGACGGAUGAAAUGAGUCGUACGCGAUCCAGCCUUACUGAUAAAGGCUCAGAGGACAACAAAGACAAGGUGUCCUGUGAACUACAGGUUCUCCUCAGAAUGAAAGAUAACGAGAUAGAGUAUCUGCACAAGGAGAUCAGCUGUCUUAGGAAUGAGCUACAAUUUCUAAACACGGAAAAGCAGCUGGCCUGUGAGCGGUAUGCAGAGGUGCACGGAGAGCUGAACGGGAUGAAAUGCCGGACUGAGCGCGAGAUUCAGAGCCUGAAGGAGCACUUGAGGCUGGCCAUGGCUGCUCUGCAAGAGGGACAAAAGCUGGGGAACAGCCUGGACCACUGACUAGCUGCUGCUGCUAAAUCUGUGGCGCACAUGAGGAUGGCUAUGGGCUGAUAAAGGCAGGAGAAUGACAAAGCAUAGUUCAAAGUCUCUUUAGAGAUUUGGAAAAGCAGGUGUCUUUUUUUUUUUUAUUAUUAUUAUUAUUGUUUCAACCUUUCUUUGUCCCCAGAGAUUAGCUUUUCAGUCUGCAUGGCGACUGGAUCCAAAGGAGCUGCUCGUGCAGGACCUUAGCAGCUGUGUCAGAACUGCCACAAUGUGUCUUUCAACCCAUUUGCCAAAGCGCCAUUUGGUUGGUUUCAUUACACUGGGCCUUACCUUGUAUGUUAAAGUGCACUUUUGCUUUUUUUUUUUUUUACUUUUGAGAGUUCAAGCUUGCAUCCAGACGCAUUUGGUCUUAAAACUGGAACAUCUGCGUUUUACAGUUCAUCGGGCCUUCUAGAUGGCUUGUACCGUCUAAACUUCCUUUUGAAAGCGGAGGUCAGAAGACUCGCUUGCUUCAUACAGCUUUUCGUUAUUUUUAGUCCGUCUGCGAACAUUUGUACCUGUGUUUUGUUUGUAAAUGGGAGUUUCUGGAAAAUACAUUGGGAUUCUGACAUGACAACACAGGACAACUUGUUGAUGGGGAAAUUUGGUCUGAUUAAGGAACAGAUUCAGGCUUCCUUCACUGAUAGUUGACUAAACGCUGUUGGAUGAUUGUUUCUCCACGUAACUCAUCCAUAUAUCUACGACCCAUGGAGGAGAUUUCCCCAGCUUCCUGACUCCGCUGACCAUUUACCGGCAUGUUCUGCUAAGUGCCACCACCACACCAAAUGGCAGGUGUUGCAUCAAUGAGCCAUUUUUUUUAUUUUAUUAUAUUUUUCUUAUUGAAAAUAUCUAUUGUGAAAGAGUAACUACCUACUUUUUUUGAAGCAUUUUCAUAUUUAAAAGCCUUUAGGGUCUUUGUAAAUUAUGCUCGUUUUUUU